CCCCCAACCCUUCUUUCUCGCACCGUUCCGUUGCUUGGGUAACAGUACGCUUGAGUAGAAAACGCUCAGGACUCCGACGCGUGUGCGUGUUUCUUUUCGCUGCUUGUGGGUAGUGGAAAGCCAUGGAGCUGCUCGGGUACUACAUUCUGCCAAACUGGAUGAUUGUGGUUUUGUCGGCUUUCACCCUGUUGUACAUGUAUUUGUCUCGAAACAAGAAUUACUGGAAAGAUCAAAACAUUGUACACCAAAAGUUUUCCCUGUCUUUCGUACCAUUACUGAAGUUUCUCUCCAAGUCACGCCACGAGAUCGAUUUGGAGAUGACCCAGAAGUACGGGAAACUGUUCGGUGCGUUUGAAGGACCACAGCCAUCGCUCAUCGUUGCUGAACCAGAUAUUGUGAAGCUUGUUCUUGUGAAAGAUUUCCCAUUGCUUCCAGAUAGAAGACGCUUCGACUUGAAUGAUCCCCUUCUAAAUAAUACGAUGACUCAGGCUCCUGCUCAACAAUGGCGAAGAAUUCGGCCGGCCGCCAGCCCUGCCUUUGCAACCGGAAGAUUGCGCAAGAUGAAUGAGCUGAUCCAAGAAUGUGCCAAGGUUUCCUGUGAGCAUCUGCAAGAAGCAGCCAGGAAUGAAGAAGAGCUGGACGCCAAGCAGUACUUUGGUCAUUAUACUCUGGACGUCAUUGCCAAGUGUGCUUUUGGAACGAAGCUUGACUCGCACUCAAACCAGACCAACGAAUUUGUCACAAGAGCGAGCCAGGCAUUCCAAAUGAGCGUUAACCUUCCGUUACUACUUAUGUUUUAUAUUUUCGGAAUGUUUCCUUUCUUGAUGAAGCUCAUCAAAAUAAAACUGUUCAGCUCGGAGAGAUUUUCGUACUUCAAGGAUGUGUGUGCAAACAUGAUGAAAUCAAGACGCGAAUCUGGUGUUGUGCAUCACGAUUUUCUUCAGCUUAUGAUGGAUGCCCAAAAGAGUGCACUUUCGGAUGCCAGUGACCCCGGAGAUGCUGAAAAUGAUGUGUACAGUUUGGGCGUGGAUGAGAAAUCCAACGUAGCAACACAAAGAAAAACUCUCACUGAAAUGGAGGCGAUGGCACAAUGUGUCAUAUUCUUACUCGCUGGCCAAGACACCACCUCCUGGGUGAUUGCGUAUACAGUCUACCUUCUGGCAUUGCAUCCGGAUGUGCAAGAGAAGCUGAGACGCGAAGUUGAUGAGUGCUUCGAACAAUACGGUCCAGAGCCAACUCUCGACGUUGUGUCGAAACUAGACUAUCUCAACUGCGUCAUCUCAGAAAGCUUGAGGCUGUAUCCACCCGCGGUUCGCCUGGAAAGAUCGCCUGUUGAAGAUUACGUCAUGACGGACACGGGAAUCAAAUUGCCGAAGAACUGCGUGAUCGUCAUUCCCAUUUAUGCGAUGCACUACGACCCCAGCAACUUCGAAGAUCCCUACAAAUUCGAUCCAGAAAGGUUUAGCGAAGAAAACCGAGGAUGCAUUCGACCGUACUCAUACCUGCCUUUUGGAGCCGGUCCCAGGAACUGUGUCGGCAUGAGGUUCGCCCUGCAGACGAUCAAGCUUUGUCUCCUACACGCCAUCCACAGCGUGCAGUUCGUUCGCACACCCAGAACCAAAGUUCCGCUGGAAUUCUCGAGAAAUCUUGGUCUGCUCACGGCCAAGGAAAUCAUCGUCGGCGUAAAACCACGCUGAUAUUCCCAGCAGCGUUCUGAUUAGUAUCAGCCGAAACUCGCAGAAUUGCAUAUACGCAGUUUUAUUGACACACAACUUCAGCGAGUUUCUGAGCGUUCUAAUGCAAAGUGUGAUAAAUCCCGUAUAUUAGUGGGUCAUCGGAGAGAAGUUCAACCGACCGUGAGAGUAGCUGUAUAUGGAUGUUCCUUUUUGGAAGUGCGAAAUAAAGGUUAUAUAAAACAAA
Messenger RNA from Ixodes scapularis (black-legged tick), 1920 nucleotides. Its product is annotated as cytochrome P450 3A11. Gene Ontology annotation, molecular function: heme binding; iron ion binding; monooxygenase activity. NCBI's taxonomy places the organism in Eukaryota, Metazoa, Arthropoda, Arachnida, Ixodida, Ixodidae. The record is from RefSeq and is a predicted model, not a curated record. Bases 123 to 1697 code for a protein of 524 amino acids. The transcript has 14 exons.